Astyanax mexicanus (Mexican tetra) is the source of this 3491-nucleotide messenger RNA. RefSeq names its product meteorin-like protein. The record is from RefSeq and is a predicted model, not a curated record. NCBI's taxonomy places the organism in Eukaryota, Metazoa, Chordata, Actinopteri, Characiformes, Acestrorhamphidae. Gene Ontology annotation, molecular function: hormone activity. The transcript has 4 exons. The coding region runs from base 1027 to 1938 and encodes 303 amino acids.
UUCUUUGAGCACCCAUGUUUAAAAUAGAGAGAUAUGUGAGUCUGAAUAAUCUUUAAAUUGGUAAAAAAAAAAAAAAACAUAAAUAAAUCAUUUACAUCAAAUGAAGGAACUUCGAAUAAUUAUUAUAGCUGCUUCUAUGGCAUUGCUUAAAAUAAACAUCUGACGCUAAUUUUUAAAUGUUAAUUUGCACUUUGUAUGUGUAGGUUUUCAGCCGACCAUGCUUUCACUUAUUGUUGUCUUUUUUGGGGAAAUAAGACAUCUAGUGUGCUUAAAGUAAAGUUCCGCAAAUUCUUGUUUGGCGUUUAUUUAAACGUUAUGUUGAUUUAACCGAUGCUUUUUUUUAUUAUUAUUUUACACCUGGAGUGAAAGAGGUUCCACUAUACAGGAAUUUUGUAUUUAAGUUUUUAAAGUAAUUUUGUGUUACUCUACCACACAGGCAUGUUCAGAUAAAUAUUUCUGGUGAUUAUUCAUGUUAUAAGUGUCGUUAGAUUAUACAGCUAUAUAAUCUAACGGCUAAUCUAUAUCUAUAUGUAUAUCUAUGCCAUUGCUACUAUUUAAAUGAAUACAUAAAUACAUAAAACUUAUUGUCCCCAUUUUAAGAAAGAUUAAAUUGGCUUGAAAUCUCAGCAACGCUGGCCCUGGCGCUUGCCAGUCCAAAAUCCGUGUUUGUGUCAAGCGUGAAUUCAUAUAGCCUAUUUAAGAUAAUUUAAUACAAAUGCAUUACAAAUACCUCAAAGUAAUCAUCAUACCCAUUAGAAAACGUAAUUGUCCCAUAAAACGUCAGUAACGUGUGUGUACUUUGGGUAAUGGUAAUGGUAGGGGUGGGACUGAAGAUGCAUCAGUAGGUUUUAUAGGGCCCAUGUGUUAACCUCAUAAAUGACAUUGUUUGAAGGAGGGUGGAGUCGACUCCCUAUCCCCGAGGGGGCAGAAAGUGUUAAGACCCCCUCGUUGCCCUGUGGAAAGUGGGAGAGAACCUCAGGGAACUAGCAGUCCAGCGCAUCAAAUCCCACUGGCACAAGAGCAGUAAUGUAUAAUCUAGUCUCCGAUUACUCAAAAACCCGUGUUCAGAUUGAAAUGUCGCAUAAAGGAAUUGGAAUACUGCAGUUCUGGGGAAGCCUGUGUUUCCUGUGGUUUUGUACAGCAGACAUGUGCAGCUGGACUGGAAGCUGUGUGUUUGGCAGCGGGUUAGUGCGGGACCCUCUCUCCGGACCGGUUCAGCAGGUCAGGCUGCGAUGCUCGGCGGGGUCAGUCCGCUGGCUCUUCCCGUGUCUCGCGCUGCGGCUACUGCUCAAUCCAAACGUGGCCUCCUCGCGCCCCGCCGCUCUCUGCAUCAAGGCCACGCGCGCGUCUCGCGGAGCGGCCGUAUACGUGGAGCGCGCGGGAGAGCUGGAGCUGCUGAUGGAGGACGGAGGGCGUCCGGAGCAGGUGCACUGUAUCAGCACGGACGGAGCGCAGGGAGCGGCCGUCUUCCUCCAGGCCAACCCGCAGAGCGACUACCGGCGGCGAGCUGUGGGCUUCCGAUACGAGCUACUGCAGGAAAAGAGCACCACCAGCAGAGCUGCCUGCAGACCCUGCAACGACUCUGAGAUCCUUCAGGCCAUCUGCAGCAGCGACUUCGUGGUCCGUGGCUCCAUACGGAAUGUAUCCCAUCACCCUGAGCGGCAGACGUCCGUCAUCGAGGUUGUAGAGGCUCAGGUGUACCGGCAGCGCAGCGGCGUCUUCGAGAGAGAGCCGGUCGUUUCUGGCCACUGGCACGGCCACAUCCGCACCCCCCUGCAGUGCCACGUUAAAGCAGGACCCGGCCAGUUCCUCUUCACCGGAGACGAGCACUUCGGAGAGGCCUUGCUCAGCUGUGCUCCAAGAUUCAGAGACUUCAUAAAGCUGUAUCAUUCAGCCUCAGCAUCUCAAAACAUCCCCUGUGAUUUCUCCAUACACUGACCCUCACUGAGUCACAUUAAAACCUGAAGAAGACUGGUGAACUAAAUUAAUUCCAUUGAUUAUCUUUUUGCAUUGGUGUCUAUUGAGAGGAAGGAUAUGCUCUCCAUAUUAGGCAGCAAGUGAACUGUCAGUUCUGGUAGUUGUACCUACCAAGUGGUUAAAAUACACUCAAUUUCCAAUUGUUAAGAGGACAGGACCUGUCCAAUAGAAGCUAAAGAAUGCUGCACUGACUUGUGGGAUAUGUGGGGUCUCCUGGAUUGAAGAUGAAUGUGAUUGAUUGAUUUCUGCCAGAGUUUCUUGUCUGUACUUUCAGACAUUUCUAACCAGAAGUUCAAGAUCCUGCUCAAGAUCCUUACCACCACCUUCUGCUGCUAACGUAUUGGUGGCAAAUACUACAGGAGACCUUGUGGAGUUCAUACCUCGAUGAAUCAGCGCUGUUUUUGUGGCACUGAACAAGAAAGAACUACGCAAUAUUAGGCUGGUGAUUCUAAUGUUCAAUUCAAUUUUAGUUAAUGACCCUUGUGAUCAUAUUAUGUAUUUUUUUUACCUUAUAAUUCCAUGUUUAACAUAUUUUUUCGACUUGUUCUAAAUCAAGGUAUGGAUAUUUUUGCUAAGACUAAGUCUGUACAUAUCUGCAAAUUCUUAAAAGCAAAAUUUCCUCCCCUCCUUUCAUUUUUGAAAAUAUUUCCAUCGAAUGUUUGCAUGAGCAUACUAGCCCUGUAGAGGAAGGAAGGAGCAACUUGUUAAUGAUCUCAAGGGAGCUGGGAGCACAGUUAAUAUACCACCAUUAAAAUAUUGAUGAACAUACAUACGAACAAGGGUCAAAAAGACCUUUUAUUGCACCAUCAAACAGGUAAAAUAUUAACAAAUAAUAACAUAAUUUGCUAACAAGACUGAAGAAACAUUUUAACCAUUUUUUCUAUUUGUCCAUCUGCUGCCUGUCAGCGUGAAGUGACUAUCCGGAGUCGCCAAACACAGACCAAAGGGAUGACAUGACAGAUAGCUAAUAGUCCUCUUCCUCUAUUGUAAUCUACUUCCAAGUGAGAGCUUUGCAAAUCCAGCUUUUUUUUAUCUGUGUCGCCACCCACUGCUCUUCUCAAAGGACGGGUGAAAAUGACGAAUUAACACCUCCAGCCCUGCAUUAAAACCCACAGGGCCCAACUGGACCUGUUUAAACGCUGUAGAUGUUGUUAAUUCAACUGUUGUUAAAUUGCUGUGAGUGACAAAAAACAAAUACAGUCUCAGUAAUUUACUAACUACUGCACAGCAUCUCUUUAAUGAUUUGUGUAAUGUUUAUAUAAUGAUUUGUGAGUUUUAUGAGUGUGUGUGUGUGUGGGGUGGGGGGGUAUGGUAUUUAAAUGUUAUAUUUUGUCUUAAUAUACAAUUUUAAUCAGCUUUGUUCCUCACUCAGCUGAUUUAUAAUGGUUACAGGGUAUUAUAAUGUUUUUUAAAUGGUUUUGAAUCAAGUUAAAUGAAUUGGAACUGAAUGUCACAUGAAUUUUACUUUUGUUAUAAUAAUAAUUUGUAUUAAAAGUUAUGCUUCAUUUUCUGUA